Vigna unguiculata (cowpea) is the source of this 1242-nucleotide messenger RNA. NCBI's taxonomy places the organism in Eukaryota, Viridiplantae, Streptophyta, Magnoliopsida, Fabales, Fabaceae. The record is from RefSeq and is a predicted model, not a curated record.
AUGACGGAUUUGCCAAUCAGGUACAUACUACAAAAGCUAGAUAUAUCAGGCAGGUUGGUUAAAUGGGCAAUAGAGCUUUCAGAGUAUGGAAUACAGUAUGAAUCACGAGGGCCGAUCAGAGCUCAGUUUUUAGCUGAUUUUCUGGUAGAAUUAUCUGAACCACCUGUCAGUGAUCAGCAAGUUAAAGAGGUAUCAUGGAUUUUAUCUGUUGAUGGGGUUUCUAACUUGAAAGGAAGCGGUGUUGGUAUAGUAUUAGAAGGACCAGAAGGAGUCUUGAUUGAACAAUCUUUGAGAUUUGCUUUCAAAGCCAAUAAUAAUCAAGCAGAGUAUGAAGCUUUGAUAACAGGGAUGCUUUUGGCUAAAGAAAUGGGUAUCACCAGGUUAUUGGUUAAAAGUGAUUCUGCAUUAGUGGCAGGUCAGGUGACGGGUGAAUUCCAGGCUUGUGAUCCGCAGUUAGCUAAAUAUUUAGAGGUGGUCCAAUCUAUUGCAAAAAAUUUUGUUCUCUCCGAAUUCGUACAUGUUCCGAGAGAGAAAAAUUGCCGAGCUGAUCUAUUAUCCAAAUUAGCUAGUUGUUCAAAACCAGGGCAGCAUAAAUCGGUGAUAAGAGAAACAUUGGUAGCCCCUCGGGUCGAUACGCGGGAGAAAUAUCAAGUCUUGGAGAUUUUGAUGGCUGAAGAAUCUUGGAUGACACCUUUGAAAAGUAUGAGGGAGGCAUCUCGACUCAUGGCCGAGCUCCAUGAGGGCAUAUGUGGAAGUCAUAUCGGAGGGAGAGAAUUAAUGUUACGGAUGGUGCGGGGUGGGUUUUGGCCCACUAUGAAGAAUGACUGUAUGGAGUAUGUCAGGAAAUACAUUUUAGGCUCAUUUCCUAAAGGGGUGAGACAGCUUAAGUUUUUGAUUGUUGCUGUGGAAUAUUUUACAAAGUGGAUUGAAGUCGAGCCGGUUGCUGUGAUUUCGGGUAGUCAGGUAAGACAAUUAUGUGAUGAAGUUGGGAUUAAGCAGGUUUUCUCUUCUGUGGAGCAUCCUCAAACGAAUGGUCAAGCUGAGGCAGCUAAUAAGGUGAUAUUAAGGGGUGUGAAACGAAGACUGGUGGCAGUGAAAGGGGAAUGGCCAAAUGAGAUACAUCGAGUGUUAUGGGCAUAUCAUACCACACCUCAGUCGUCUACCCGAGAGACUCCAUUUACUCUGGUAUACGGCACAGACGCAAUGAUACAUAUGGAAAUCACGGAGAACACUAGAGAGUAA